Messenger RNA from Rotaria sp. Silwood2, 696 nucleotides. The record is from the annotation of a GenBank genome assembly. Lineage: Eukaryota; Metazoa; Rotifera; Eurotatoria; Philodinida; Philodinidae.
AUGCCAGACAAGGAUCAGAGCACCACAGUCAUCAAUACUGAUGAGAUUGCUCGAAAAUUAGAAGCAGCUUAUGGUAUCAAAUCAGGCUCGAUUUAUAUCAGCACGAUUGUGAUCACUAAUGCUAACUCAAAUGUCGAUGUUGAUCGUCGUCGCCCUCAGCCAGACAUGAAAGAAAAUGAAAUAUGUGAUCAAUUGGGAUCUGUUGGCUCACUUGUGGAAAUAACGAUGUAUAUAGUGUAUCCGGCAAAGUGUGGUGUAUCUAUGGCUUGCAAAAAGGAAUUGGUUGAUGUUAUCCAAGCUCUUAUUGAGGCACAUAUUUCAAGUAUUUCGCUGAAGUUCAAAUUUGAUGACGAAAACUUCAGUGAACUUGCGUUGAUCAGAUGUAAGACAACCACUGAUUCAUCAUUAAACACUUUAUUACGAUUACGACGCGAUGAUAAAAGCAAAAACAGACGUCAUACUACAACUAAACGCCCUGCAGCAACAAAAUGCGCUAGAACAACAAAACGCACUACAACAACAACUAAACGCCCUACAGCAACAAAAUGCGCUACAACAACAAAACGCGCUACAACAACAACUACACGCCGUACAACAACAAAACGCGUUACAACAACAACAAAAUACGCUACAACAACAAAACGUGCUACAACAUUAGGCACUACAGCACCAGGUAAACAGCUUUAUGUUUCAUAA